AUGCUACAGCCAAAGCAAAAAGGGUUUUGGUCUUCCAGAAACAGGCACGCUAUCUCAAUUGGAGAGUUCCAAACCCAAUUGAUUUGGGCUUUUGUCUUCCAGCCUACUUCAAGCAAAUCCUUCAGGCACUCCAAUUGGAGAAUUCCAAUUCCUUCACGCAGCUGCCCCACCACCAAGUGGAAACUCCUUUCUCCAAUUGGGGAAGUGCAAACCCAUCAACCAACCACCACAACCAAGGCUUUUAAGGGAUUACACUGCACCAGUAGAGUACAAUGCACCGUAGUGCAUCGUCUUGACAACAAUCACACAGCGUUUCGAAAUUCGCCUAACAACUAUCCAACUUCUACCUACUUAUCAUGGGAAGGAGAAGGAAAAUCUCUACCAUCAUCUCAAGACAUUAUUCACCAUAUGCUCAACAUUCAAUUAUGGCGGUGUUAG
Prunus armeniaca (apricot) is the source of this 438-nucleotide messenger RNA. The record is from the annotation of a GenBank genome assembly. NCBI's taxonomy places the organism in Eukaryota, Viridiplantae, Streptophyta, Magnoliopsida, Rosales, Rosaceae.